UAUGCAUACUGUUCAUGCGUUCAACGGUCGUCGCAGACUUUUUGCUACUGUUGGCAGCGCAAAACCCGGUCAGGCUACGAAACUUGUUCUAUCUGGCGGUCGAUUCGAAUCUGUUUGCAGACGAUGUCGUGAACGUGUGGGAAGACAUUGUUACCAGGACCCCUACACUGACUGAUGUCAUAAAAAACAAUCUACGGGUAUUGAUUCCGCAUCCACAGCAGGUGCCAGUUAAACUUCGUGAUCGUGGACUGUUCACUCAGAAGGUUGAACUCGAAUUCUUGCUUGACGCCUCACACCAAGCAAUAGAAGUUAAUCGGCAGCGUAACAUCCAUGUCGGACUUU
Opisthorchis viverrini is the source of this 342-nucleotide messenger RNA. RefSeq lists its product as hypothetical. The record is from RefSeq and is a predicted model, not a curated record. The annotation marks the transcript as partial. Lineage: Eukaryota; Metazoa; Platyhelminthes; Trematoda; Opisthorchiida; Opisthorchiidae. The transcript is spliced from 2 exons.